AUGAUUAGGCACUGGAACGUGACAGAAGAUUCAGACCCCGGCAAGUACCAAUACUACUACGAUUUCAUUGAACUGGUGGCUGAUGUGUCGUUCAGAGAAAAUCUGCAGAAUUUCUGGAAGUACCAGUCAGACGAGACCGUCAAGGAAUUGAAUCUGCUGCAACUAGCUUUGUUCGUUCACCCGGAGAUUGAAUUAAAUGUUGUUAUGUCCCAAAAACAGGAAGUUAUCUGGCACCCGGUGAUGACCGAAGUUGGAAUGUGUCUGACAUACAAUUCGAAAUACGCCAAAUAUCAACACAUGCUUCACGACAAGGAAUGGAUCCCGAGUGAGCUCCUCAAGUGUCACUAUCUGAGUGGCCAAUGCUACGUGAGGAUCGACUCCGUAAACAAUGGAGUUAGGUAUUUCAUCCAUUCACCUUUCGAAAUUUCGACGGCCAUUUCAAAUCCGACCGGAGAAGUUUCACCCGGGGAAGAACUUAUCAUUGAUUUUAAGGCCGUGGAGAUAGAAGUGUCUCCAAGCGUCAAGGAAUUGAGGCCGGAACAACGCCGCUGCCGUUAUCCCGACGAGAAACUCAGCGAUUCCAUAAAGGCAUACAGUUUCGCUCUCUGCCAGAUGCAUUGUCGCAGUCGGAUGGCAGUUAUGUUCUGUGGCUGCAGACCAUACUUCCACGUCAAAGGAGGUCUGUAUUCGUUCAUAAGUUACCGUAAUGGCGUCCCAUGCGACGCGCACGGCAUGGCGUGUAUCGGUCGUAACGUCGAGAUCCUUAUCAACAUUCCGAAGAACCUCGCAAAAUGUUCUUGCUUGCCCCAGUGCGCUGAACUCAACUAUUAUUCGCAUACCAAAAAGAUCGUUGUUCGGCGAAUAGCAGGUUUUAUGCUGCAAUAUGCUGAGGCUCGCAUUAUGAUACCUUUUGCAAUGGGACCUGAUGUUUUCUGCAAGUAG
This is a messenger RNA of Bombyx mandarina (wild silkworm), 942 nucleotides long. RefSeq lists its product as uncharacterized. NCBI's taxonomy places the organism in Eukaryota, Metazoa, Arthropoda, Insecta, Lepidoptera, Bombycidae. The record is from RefSeq and is a predicted model, not a curated record. Gene Ontology annotation, biological process: sodium ion transmembrane transport. Gene Ontology annotation, cellular component: plasma membrane. Gene Ontology annotation, molecular function: ligand-gated sodium channel activity.